Oikopleura dioica is the source of this 1491-nucleotide messenger RNA. NCBI's taxonomy places the organism in Eukaryota, Metazoa, Chordata, Appendicularia, Copelata, Oikopleuridae. The record is from the annotation of a GenBank genome assembly.
AUGCGUUACACGACACUCUUAAACUUAUUAACAGUCGCCAAAGCAGGCGGAUGCGAUCAAAACCCCUGUCUAAACAAUGGACAGUGCUAUGAUAUAGGGGAGAACGAAUAUGAAUGCAUCUGCGAUUCGUUUGCUGGAAAGAACUGCCAAAUACCGCCGCCAUCUGUUACAUGUGACGCCUCGAGAAUUUCCGUGGAAAUCGACAGAGCCUGGCUUCUAAACAAAGUCGGCUCUGACAAUCAUCGUCAUAUUUACAUGGGCACUGGUCAGCAGUCAAACGAAGGUUGCAAGGCACAAAUUUCAGAAGAUGACAACUCAAAACUCACAGUGGCAUUGAACAACAAUUUCCGACAGUGUGGCACGCAAAUUAAACGGGCUGACAACGGCGACUACAUUUACAGUAACACAGUAUAUAUGUCACUACAGAACGCUGGAGUCCAAACCGGACUGGCAGCGAUCGUACAGUGGAACUGCGAAUACGAGGACGAAUACACAGUCACUUACAACGGGGGCAUGACCGCUGUGAGAGACGACAGUGCGAAAGCACGCGCCGUCAUCGGCACAUUCGACCUGAACCUUCGCGCGUACUCGAAAUCGGUUUUCACGACUGAUAACAUGAUGACUGCGUUUGUCGCACCUGGAAGUAACAAAGUCUUCCACGUCAUCCCGGACCAGAAGAAAUGGCUUUCCUUCCAAACAUCGUUAACCGGCGAAGCACAGCUACGAGGAACACGAGUGAGCUUGAAGAAAUGUUUCAUUUCCUAUUCCCGCUCGCCUUUCUCGCAGACCGCAGAAACUAUUCCUCUCGUGGAGGAGGGGUGUAGUACUGGCGGCACUGCCACUCACAUUUACUCAAAUGGCCAAGGGCCACAAGCAAGCUUCGCCACCAACAUCCAGAAAUUGCGUCAACCAUGGAUGCGAAAAUCACCAUUCUACGUCCAUUGUACGACCCGUUUAUGCCCAGCCGGUGAAAUAUGUCCAGUUGGAUGCUCGCAAGAGCGCUCCGCCCCACAAGGAUCUGUCGAAGGGGACGAGCUCAAAAUCCACGUCACAUCUGGACCCUAUUUCUUCCAAGGCAGUGAUGCUCUCAAAGAGCAGACGCAAAUGACUGCGAACAUGGAAGAAAAGGACGCAGAACAUAGCAGCUUAAGAAUUAUGGGGGACACCUUUGAAGUCAUUGAAGAGGACGAGGAGAUUCUAGUUGACCGCGAAAAAGACCUGCCACUGGUAGGCGCUGUCGCAGUGGUGUCCCUCUUGGCUAUCCUCGUUGUCGUUGGAUUCGUUACGAUUUACCAGCGACGAGCCGCCGCUGCUAAAGGUCAACCUCGAAUGGGACCUGAAAUUAAUUUGCACUUUGCCCACGAAGGAAGUCUCAGAAAAACCAAGGCAAAACACGACUACACAACAAAACACGUAGUUAUCGAAGGCAGAGCACUCCCUUUGCCUGGAACAAGACCGGCCGGUCACAACGUACGUCCUAACUACGUGUAA